Molecule: messenger RNA, 1288 nt
Organism: Cricetulus griseus (Chinese hamster)
Lineage: Eukaryota; Metazoa; Chordata; Mammalia; Rodentia; Cricetidae
Source: RefSeq, a predicted model, not a curated record
ACGUUUAGACAGCCCCGGUACUUAUUUACAGCUGAAUAAGAUAGCUCUACAAAGUUCAGUUAACGCUGGCUAACACAAAAUGUCUUGUUCGCCCUGCACUGGCGGUGAAAGUCUGUCUUUGAUUUCCUCUAAACUUAUGCACCCGAGAGACUAAAGCUGCAGCAGCAGGCCACUCCUAAUCCUACUCACUCCGGAAGAAUGUCCCCUUUGAGCCACUGUGAUACCUGCUGGUUACUCCCACAGAUUCUUCAGGAUUGGCUGGAACUGCAAAUAAAACCCUGUUUGCCUGUAAUCAGGUCGAUAAUAUAAAUGAAGGCAGGCACCUGUUCUCAGGCUACAACUGUGGCACUUACUCUUUCUUCCUAAACAUUUCCAUGAAAGACCUGGGAAGGACCGACCCAUUGUCUCUGGCCAGAAAAGAAGAUCUUUAAGGAAGAAAAGGCCCAAAAUGGGAUUGCAGAGCUCCAAAAAUCCCACAGGCAAGCAAGCCCACAUUCUUCUUCUGGGACUUGACUCGGCUGGGAAAUCUACCCUGCUGUACAGGUUAAAGCUUGCUGAGACUUUCACUACCAUCCCAACCAUCGGCUUCAACGUGGAAAUGGUCCAGCUUCCCAGCGGUCUUCCGCUCACCGUGUGGGAUGUUGGAGGACAGGAAAAGAUGCGAACUGUCUGGGACUGCUACUGUGAGAACGCAGACGGGCUAGUGUACGUGGUGGACUGUUCUGACGACAAGCGGCGACUCGAGGACUCCCGCAGAGAGUUCAAGCACAUUUUGAAGAAUGAACACAUAAAAAACGCGCCGGUCGUCAUAUUAGCCAACAAACAAGACUUGCCCGGCGCUCUGAGCGCAGAGGACAUCACCAGGAUGUUCAAGGUGAAGAAGCUGUGCAGCAACCGAAACUGGUACGUGCAGCCCUGUUCUGCAGUCACCGGAGAAGGGCUGGAUGCCGGCUUCAGGAAAUUAACCGAGUUUGUGAAAAGCCACCUGAAGACAAGAGACACUUUAGCAUUCUUCAAGCAGAAAUGAGGCUGCGGGGCCGUCUCAGCCUCAGAAAGACAAUGAUGUCGUGGAAAUGGGAAUUCUGUUUUAUUUCCCAUGUACAGUGAAAAAGUGAGUUACUGAGUUACUAAACUUUUCCGGAGGUUGAUUUCACCCCGUCCAGCUAAAGAAGGAACUUUAUAGAAAACUAUGGGGUAAUGGUCAUUGAGAUGGAAGAAUUUAUUUUUUGAAAAGGUUAACGUGUUGGAUGAUUUGAAAGUCAUGUUUCGAACUGGAUAAAUGUUUACU